AUCAUACCGCAGUUUAACUUCAGAAAUACAAGUGAACCUGCCGCCAAAGAAAUAAACGUGGAAGCCAACAAAUAAAUAAAUAAACCAUUCAUUUGUGCUGUUUGGAGCAAACUCGCAUUGAAUCUGUUCACUUAUAAUAACCUCAUCCUCUACUCCAGGUCCAGGAAAGUCUACGUCUAAACUUGCCCUCCAAGAAUAUUCACGUGUAAAAAUAACUGCUUCCGAAAAAAACGAGUAUUUAAUUCUGCCAAUUAGAUAUUCAAAUUCGCAUACAUAAUAAAUAAUAAAGUGCAAGCAAGUCCUCAUUUUUCAAAAAAGCAAGUCCUCAAUUAUCAAAAAAGCAAGUCCUCCAUUUUCAAAAAAAAAAAAUACCUCGGAAAAUACACGUCGAAGAUGACAGCGCUCACAGGCUCGCCGCCCCGUUGGGCGCUCAACUCUCAGCUGCUGUUGGCCAUCAGGACGCAUGACGUUGGCCGAGCAUCUCAGUUGCUGCGCGCUGGGGUCGACGUCGACACGAGAUUUGCGAUCAAUGCGAAUAAACUACCAGCGCUUUGUUUGUCUGUGGAGAACAACGACCUGGCUAUGGGUAGUUUGCAGGGCACAACCGCCCUCCAUGCCGCCGCUGCACAAGGCUCUCUUGAUCUUGUGGAGAAACUUUUAUCGUACGGAGCUGACAUCAACGUCCAGGAUAAGAACGGAGUAUCGGCCCUUCACUUGGCGUGCUCCGGGGGACACUCAGAAAUUUGUCGGACCCUAAUGGCUGCCGGAGCUCACGCCGCCAUCUUGGACUCGGUGAACAACACUCCUCUGCACUACGCAACAUCGACCUGCGGCGUAGAUUUGGAAACUGUAACUCUUCUCAUUAGGAAGUGUCCUCAAGCCCUUUGCGUUACAAAUAAAUCAGGCGAAACACCACUCAUUAUAGCCAUCAGAAGUGGUAGGCAAGAUGUCGAAGAACUACUGGAAGAGAUCUUGAAAGAUGCCAUGCAAAUGAUGCCUCAAAUUUGCCAUGAUAUGAUACUUUGUCACAGAACUGAAAGAGGUCACACGCCGCUUCAUUUGGCGGUUCUUGAGAAGUUGACGUCGUGCAUCCGAAUACUCUUAGCCGCAGGAGCUGAGGUGAACUCCAGAGACCACUUGGGCCAUACGCCAUUGGCUUCGGCUUCCCGAGAUGGUAACGUUGAAGCCGUGGCUCUACUUUUGUCGGCCGGAGCAAGCACAAGGACACUCGUAACACAGAAUUUAAUUGAUGAUGAUGUCAAAGACCCGCUAAUUGCCCAAAUGCUCGUGGAUGCCUCCAAAGAACCGUUAAAAUUGUCGGCGGCCUGCAGGAAAACUUUAUGCCGAACAUUCGGGUUGUCGGAUGAGUUAGACUCAACGCUCCCAUCUCAGUGGAAAAAAUUUCUUAGGUAUGAAACAAUUGACUUGUAGAAAAUAUUGUUAAAUUUACCUAUGAACUUUCACCGCCAUUGGUGUUCCCGAAUCCGCUUUGCAUUACUGAUGUCUCUAAAAGGGGAUUUAAUCAAUCGUUUUUUGGACUUCACCUGGACUUCAAUCAUCAUUUCCACUUUGGCUCUCGCUUGUGGCACCAGGUUUUAAUUUUGGUCCUCGUGCUUCAGUCGUUUUUGCCAACAUAAAUUUUCACGUCUGUUCACCACUCAGGGAAUAUUUUAACGCAUCAAUAUCCUUAUUUAAUACAAUGUCUAAUUUCAUAUUGUUCAUGGACUGGCAAGUCAGCACUAAUAUCACAUAAUUAAACUGAAACAGCGAGGCGACAUGCUUCUUACACUUGAGAUCCGCUGAAGAAUCUGUUAAGAGCCAAGAUUUUUCCGGUACCCUGCUGAAUUGAUUAAUUUAUUUUUGUUGUAAUUUUAUUUCACGCUUCUUAGCGAAUCAAAAUUUCAAUAUUUUUUGCUACGUUGACAGUAAGAAAUUUUGCAGGCCAAAUAAUCAUCUACGAAAUUAUUUCUAUUACCGGUAAAUUAUCUACACGAAAUUUGAGAAAUAAUUUUUCUGAUAAUACUAGAUACGUAUGCAAAGGAAAAACUAGCAUUUUAAACCUUAACUUUUACAAAAUUGCAAUUAUUAUGUCAACAUUUAAUGAUGUUGUU
Molecule: messenger RNA, 2111 nt
Organism: Hyalella azteca
Lineage: Eukaryota; Metazoa; Arthropoda; Malacostraca; Amphipoda; Hyalellidae
Product: poly [ADP-ribose] polymerase tankyrase-1-like
Molecular function (GO): protein binding
Source: RefSeq, a predicted model, not a curated record